UUGAACUGAAAACAGAUUGAUGCUGUCCUUCAAAAUGUCAACAUUGAUAUAAAGGCUAGACUGUCCCUUGACUGAUGAGCAUUAGUGGUCAGUCGACAGCAGAGAUUGUCAGUGGCAUCCUCAACAGUUACGACAGAAAUGGCAAACAAGUUCACAGAUUCAUUUUCAACUUUGCGAAAUCAAACGGCGAGCCAGUGCAAACUUUUCAUUUUGACUAUCACGCUUCUAACAUGUGCUGAUGGUCGGCCGACAUUAGACGGUAUACUUUUGGAUGUCGACACGAAAGCCGCGUUACAGCUGGCGGAAGCCAUGGAUCCGACAGCGAAUCCCUGCGAAGACUUUUUCCAGUAUGCGUGCGGAGGUUGGAUUAAAGACAAUCCAAUUCCGACAUCGGAAUCCGGCUGGUCGCAGUUCGACAUCACGAAUAAAAAAUUACUGCAUGUUUUAGAAGGAAUUUUACAAGAACCCAUAUCGGAAACAGAUCCUAUUCCUAUGAGGUUUGCACGAGAGAUGUUCGCCGAUUGUAUACUGGAUUGUAUACUGGUUACUGCUGCUAUCGAGACAAUUGGGCUGAAACCCUUGACCGACUACCUGUCGUUAUUUGGCGGCUGGCCGAUGACAUUGGAUCAUUGGGACGAGUCAACUUUCGAUUGGAAAAAAGCAUCGGCAUCAGCUUUCACUACUUUCAACUUGCCAUUACUAGUCGACUUUUACAACGAUUUGGACAGCAAUAAUACUCAACAUACUGCCAUUUAUGUCGACCAGGAGUCGCUCUCUUUGCCGCGCUCAAUUCUGGUCGACUUAAAUGACAGUCCAGUCAUUGCAACGGCAUACAUUGAACUUACGAGGAGGUUAUUUUCUUAA
Messenger RNA from Daphnia pulex (common water flea), 864 nucleotides. Its product is annotated as neprilysin-like. Gene Ontology annotation, molecular function: metalloendopeptidase activity. NCBI's taxonomy places the organism in Eukaryota, Metazoa, Arthropoda, Branchiopoda, Diplostraca, Daphniidae. The record is from RefSeq and is a predicted model, not a curated record. Gene Ontology annotation, biological process: protein processing. The coding region runs from base 139 to 864 and encodes 241 amino acids. Gene Ontology annotation, cellular component: plasma membrane. The transcript is spliced from 4 exons.